GGUUGAAAAGCGGCCAUUAUUUUUCAAGGUGAAUACUGUUUGACUAGAAUGCUCUGAAGCUCUGCCUCUCCUUGGCUCACACACUGCAGAAGCAGCAGAAGAUUGUGCUGAACUUCUGAGGGCAAAUGGCUUCCAUUACUGCUAACCUGCCUCCGGCAUUGCUGGUCCAUGGUGUAAAGCCUUUUUCAGGGAACUUGAAAAGAUCCCCUAUUUUUCUUGUGCCGGGGAGACAGAAUCAUCCUGCUGGUUUAUUUACUGUAAAGGCUACCGGGGAAAGUUCUGAAUCUUCUACCUCCCUUACUGUUAUCAAGUCUGUUCAGAAUGUUUGGGAUAAACCUGAGGAUCGGGUGGGACUAAUUGGCUUGGGUUUUACAGCUGUAGUGGCACUUUGGGCAUCAGUAAAUCUGAUUACGGCCAUUGACAAAUUGCCGCUCAUCCCAGGUCUACUGGAAUUAAUUGGAAUACUGUUCAGCUCAUGGUUCACUUACCGCUAUCUCUUGUUCAAGCCUGAUCGGCAGGAGCUGUAUCAAAUCUUGAACAAAUCAAUUUCAGAUAUCUUGGGUUAGUGUAUUCUGCCGCCAAAGUUAAACCAUAGAGCGUGAUUUUGGUGCAGAUUCUUAAGGUCCAAGCAACUUGUUCUUGUGAGAGGGUUGGAAGGAAAAGAAGAGCUGAGGGUUUUGUUGCCGGGCUUAAAUGACUGUGCAAAGGAAAAAAAAUGUACUUGGUUUAAUACCAUUAUUACAUGAAAGAAUUAAAAGCUGGCAUUCGUUGUCUUGGCGUAUGAGAAGUCAAGUGUCUGGUUUCCAACUCAUUCAGUGCAUGUUGAGAUUGUGAAUUAAAAAAAAGUUCAGGUGUAAAUUUGUUUUGGAAGUUUUCAUUUAAGAGCACUGGGCGUUCAAAAGUUUUUGUUUAAAUUUGUGUCAGAAGUUUAAAAUUGCAAUAAUGUUGGUUUC
Molecule: messenger RNA, 953 nt
Organism: Neltuma alba
Lineage: Eukaryota; Viridiplantae; Streptophyta; Magnoliopsida; Fabales; Fabaceae
Product: protein CURVATURE THYLAKOID 1C, chloroplastic
Exons: 7
Coding region: 126-566 (146 amino acids)
Cellular component (GO): chloroplast thylakoid membrane; thylakoid
Source: RefSeq, a predicted model, not a curated record